CGCUUGACCCCGCCCCCUUCCAGCCAGAGAAGCCGCUGCUGCUGCCCGCUUACUGUCUCAGCCCCCUGGCCUCGCUGUCCAAACUAACAUUUAGGCUUUAAGCGGCUUCUGUCUGCCGUCCGUCCUCGCCUGCUUUCAUUUUUGCUGUGUGGUCUUGGUUUGCGUGGUGCGGACGGAGACUGGAGGGCGUUUCUACUAAUUCAUUCACAAACGGGGCAACAAUGGCAGCGCAGGACUUCAAUUUCUUGCUCGCUACGGAUUCGUACAAGGCUCAUCAACAUCCGGCUGUUGGUGCUCUGGGGUUGAUCAGCACAAUUUUAUAAAUUAUCACACACUACAAACAGUAUCCUCCAAACGUCAGUAAAAUUUACUCCUACUUUGAGUGCAGGCAGAAGAAAGGCUCUCAGUUCAAUGAGGUGGUGUUCUUCGGUCUGCAGUAUUUGCUUAAGAAGUACCUCACAGGCCCAGUUGUGACCGAGGACAAGAUUCAGGAGGCCAAGCUAUUCUACCAGAUGCAUUUCAAACAGGCUGUGUUUGAUGAAGAGGGCUGGAGAAAAGUCCUAGAGAAACACAAUGGUCGUCUUCCUAUUCGCAUCAAAGCAGUUCCAGAGGGGAAGAUCAUACCAAGAGGCAACGUUCUGUUUACUGUGGAAAAUACAGAUCAGGAUUUCUACUGGCUCACCAAUUACAUUGAGACCAUGCUGGUGCAGAUGUGGUAUCCCAUCACAGUAGCUACCGUAUCCAGAGAGUUUAAGAAGAUUCUGGCCAAACACCUGAAGGCUACUUCAGGGAGCGUGGAGGGCCUGGAGCUGAAGCUGCAUGACUUCGGCUACAGAGGAGUCUCAUCCCAGGAGUCUGCAGCUUUGGGUGGAGCCGCUCACCUGGUUAAUUUCUGUGGUACAGACACGAUAGCCGGAGUAUUGAUGGCUCAACGGUAUUACGGCUGUCCGAUGGCUGGCUUCUCCAUCCCAGCGGCUGAACACAGUACGAUCAUAUCCUGGGGGAAGAACAAGGAGAAGGAGGCCUUUGAGAGGAUCCUCGACCAGUUUCUGUCGGGACCAGUGUCGGUGGUCAGUGACAGCUACGACAUCUUCAAUGCCUGCAAGCACAUCUGGGGAGAUGAGCUGAAGGAACGCGUGAUGGAGCGCAGUGAGGACUCCUGUCUGGUGAUCAGGCCCGAUUCUGGAGACCCAGCAGAGACUCUAAUUGAGGUCAUCAAGAUUUUAGGAGAGAGUUUUGGCUACAGUCUGAACUCAAUGGGAUACAAGGUUCUUCCAUCUUACCUGCGGAUCAUCCAAGGGGAUGGCAUUGACCUCAGCUCAGUAGAUCAGAUUCUUGCUAACCUGAGUGAUGAAGGGUGGAGUGCUGAGAAUGUGCUUUUUGGCUGUGGCAGCUCCUUGCUUCAGAAGCUAAACAGAGAUACACUUAGCUGUGCAUUCAAGUGCAGCUAUGUAGAGACCAAUGGUAAAGGGAUGGAUGUGUGCAAGCAGCCAGUGACCGACCCGUCCAAGGGGUCGAAGCGGGGCCGGUUAUCGCUGAGGAGAAACUCGGACGGCUUCCUCGAGACAAUAGAGAGAGGAGCAGGCAAACCGGAGGAGGACCUCCUGGUGACUGUUUUUGAGAAUGGCAGCCUGCUGCAGGACUACUCUCUGGACGAGAUCAGGAAAAACGCUCUGCUUCAGGACGACGAGCCAAACCCAAACCUGUACAACCACGAACGGGAGCUGCUGCACAACCACAUCAUCAGCAGCAUCCAUUAGAACACCCGGACGACUCGUAGGACUCACGGUACUCUGGGCACAACGGGGAGUGGCGGCACACAGACUAGCCAUUUUUUUUAAAGCACCAACUACAUGAUGAAAGUCUUGAUUAGUCACUGCCAAGAGCCACCAACAACCCACCACUGCAACCUUCAUAUCGGAGAGCCACAACAUGUCUGUGUUCACGUCCAUCUGCUUCCCUCACUCCCGUAAUUCUUGCACAAUCACCUGGUGUCCCAUAAUGCUGCAGCAGUGAACACAGCAGUGUAGUCUUGACACUAAACGUGACCAACUAAAGCUCAGGUUCAGAUAUAAGCUAAGUUACUCAUUUCCAAAAAUGUCUUGUGCUCCUAUUGAGUUCUACGUCAGAGGUGGGCCAAUAGAGCAGCUGGACACAGGAAACAUUUGCAAUUGUUGUGCAUCAGCCGAUGUUCCAGUGAAGUUCGGUCCCAUCAGACUCUGGUGGACAUUUAGAGAGCUGGAACUUUGUGAACGACGAAAAGCCAUAAAAACUGAAAAUAUCUGGCCUUUCCUACUGGCCAGCAGUGUUACAGUAUCAUGUCAUAGUAUUUCCGUAUCUUCGUCAAUCUUUGAAAGCAGACGCCUCCUGUCACAAUUCAACUCUGGAAUAUAAAUGCGAUUCUUAAAGCUGCUUUUUAUGUCAACGUGCAUCUCGUUUUACCAACUUCCACAUUUUGUGAACUUCAGUCUGUGUAUUUUAGCGUUCAUGUGAAGGAAGGAGGUUUUAAGUAUUUUGUAAGUUCAGGAAAUAACUAUGAAACAAUGCAAACAGUUGCAUCAUAACAGCAGUUUAUGUUCAUACCAUUAGGCAGGCAUGUACUUUGUAACGUUGCUCUGUCCAGAACCCCAAAGUAUCCAUUUUUUAAUUAUUCCAUAACAUUUAAGUUGUCAUAAGAAUGUGGCUUUUGUUUUUCUUUAUGUGGGGUGAAAUGUUUUGGAAAUGUCAUUUCAGUAAUACUGACUAAAUGCUUUCAUGGGAGUUCAGUCCUCAUCCAUUUCAGGUGUUUUCAGACAGCAGUGUUGUCUUCAGUCACAGCCCUCUUACCACCUGCUGGCUCUUAAAGGAACAGCGCUUUGCUGCGAAGAAACCUAUUGCAAUUAUUACGUUUGGUACCAAAAAGUACCGUGUACUCAGCAGCUUAUCAAGGGAAAAACUGAAAUCUGUGUAAGAAGAAUAACACAGAUGCUUCUAUCACAUCCUUAUUAAUACAUACUUAACAUUGAGCUUAAUUAGAAAGCCAUGCUACUGUAAACUGUUCAGCUUAUAGACCAAGCAGAGAUUUUAUUGUCUUUAGCUAAAAUGUCCCAUUUUCCAGGCCCGGUCCUACGUCACCAUGGUUACGGCUGUUUCUGUUUAAUCGUGACCACAGCAGACUAGCUGACUCACAUUUCCCUUGGUGUUGCUCUUGCCGGCUUAUAGUGCUAACAUGCUAACAUGUUAACUUCGGGGACUGGACUCGGGCCUUGCUGCUGUUGUGGAAGGAAAACUAAAAGGUCACAUCCAGGUGGAAUAAAGCAUGUUUUUAAUGACAAGCUGGGACAUUACACAAGUGCUUUUAUUAAUCUUGCACAGCUCAAUAUCAUGGCUGAACUUUUUAAUUGUAUAAAAUGAUAUUUAUUUUUGAAAAGGUGUAGCGCUCAUCUGGUUUUCUGAUUAAAAAUGUCUGAUUCACAUCUAUACGACAAA
This is a messenger RNA of Xiphophorus couchianus (Monterrey platyfish), 3468 nucleotides long. RefSeq names its product nicotinamide phosphoribosyltransferase 2 (gene nampt2). Gene Ontology annotation, biological process: NAD+ biosynthetic process. The transcript has 12 exons. Bases 513 to 1760 code for a protein of 415 amino acids. The record is from RefSeq and is a predicted model, not a curated record. Lineage: Eukaryota; Metazoa; Chordata; Actinopteri; Cyprinodontiformes; Poeciliidae. Gene Ontology annotation, molecular function: nicotinamide phosphoribosyltransferase activity.